Molecule: messenger RNA, 681 nt
Organism: Lymnaea stagnalis (great pond snail)
Lineage: Eukaryota; Metazoa; Mollusca; Gastropoda; Lymnaeidae
Source: the annotation of a GenBank genome assembly
GUCCGCGAAAUGUUUUCAGGCAUUGCGGGAAAAUACGAUUUUCUGAAUCAUUUUUUGUCGGUCAAUAUCGAUAAACGCUGGCGCAGAUUGGUCAGAAAAAAGCUCGAAACGAUUUUGGCAAAUAAAUCUGCCGUCGUUUUGGACGUUGCCUGCGGAACGGGCGAUCUGGCGGUCGAACUCCAAACCAAUGCCGAGGCAAAAGUUAUCGGAACGGAUUUCUGCCGACCAAUGCUGUCAAUCGCUUUCGAUAAAAAUGCGAAAAAUGAUACUAAAAUUCCAUAUAUCGAAGCCGACGGAAUGAAUCUUUCAUUUGCCGAUAACAGUUUUGACGCGGUAACGAUUGCGUUCGGACUUCGCAAUUUUUCAAAUUGGCAGGACGGAUUAAAGGAAUUUCAUCGAAUCUUGAAAAAAGACGGAAAACUCGUGGUGCUCGAAUUUUCAACGCCGAUCUUGCCGGGAUUCAAGCAGAUUUUCAAUCUUUACUUUACGCAAGUUUUGCCGCGAAUCGGCGGCGCGGUCAGCGGUUCGCGCGGCGCGUAUGAAUAUCUGCCCGAUUCGGUUUCGCGUUUUCCCGACCAGAAAGGCUUGGCGAAUAUGUUUGAAGAAACGGGUUUUAUUGGGGUCGAAUUUCAAAAUUUAACCGGCGGAAUCGCCGCAAUUCAUUCGGGAAUAAAAUCUUAA